CCAACUGGAUCACCAGCACCACCAGCAGCGUCACUGGAGCCCACAAAGCUUCCUCAAUUGAGCGCUUGCUACGAAAAACCAGAAUCCAACAGUAGAGAAGCAGAGAAACCAUAAUCCGGAUGCAAUACCUGAAUUAUUGCCAUCCUCUAUCGGUUCCUCAUCUUCAUCUUCAUCUUCAGCUGAACCUGAACCUGAACGAGAGUCGAGUUCUUCUUUGUGCUUUGCUGCUCCGGUUUCACCAGCGGUACUAGUAGCUGCAGCUGCAGCUGCGACUUGUGCAGCAAUGUUCGGCGGCGGCGGCGGCGGCGGCGGAGGGAGUGUGUAUUGGGGGAGGAGAAGGAGGAGCAGGGAAUUCAAAGGGAUCGUGGUGAUAUUCGCUUGGGUUUCCGCUCAGCCGGUGGAUUUGAGGAGCCUCGUCGAUUUGUAUUCCUCUCUCGCUUGGAAUUCUCUCGUUUCCCAUGCCGAUUUCCUCACCGCGUUUGAUCCUGAUAAAGCCAUUUCUUUGGCUUUUCUUCUCCUCAGUGAACUCGUCCAGGAGCUAAGGGUUCGGCCAUGUCCAGUUGUCUUUGUGGCUCUUUCUGGUGGUUCAAAAGCUUGCAUGUCCAAGGUUUUUCAGAUUAUCCAAGGGUCUUGUGAAGGUCACCUUAACCUGGAUGAAAGCCGUUUAGUUGGAAACUGUUUCUCUGGGCAUAUCUAUGAUUCUAGCCCAGUAGACUUUACAAGUGAUUUGGCUGCCCAGUUUACUCUUCCUGCCAUUCAGAAAAUGCCCGGCCCAUCAAAAUUCAUGUCUUGGUUGGCAAAAGGGGUCACUUCUGGUCUUGACGGUUUGCACCUUACUAGGUUUGAGUACCAACGUGCACAGUAUUGGCAGAAUCUGUACUCUUCAGCAGAGUUGGGGGCUCCAUACCUGAUUUUGUGCUCAGCUAAUGAUGAGGUUGCACCUUGUAAUGUUAUCUGUGAAUUCAGCCAUCAGCUACAAGAACUCGGCGCAGAUGUCGCACUUCUGAAGUUGCAUUCUUCUCCUCACCUAGGUCACUACAAGCAUCAUCCAACCCCAUACAGCACUGCAGUGACCAAUUUCCUAGAGAAAGCUGCAUCAGUUUACUGUCAAAGAAUCCAACAACUAGAAGAGGGGUUAAAGAUGAAUGAUAUGCAUCACAAAAUAUCAAACAUGGUAUGCGACCUUCAGCAAGUCGCAAUCGACUCAAACGAAGGGUUGAAAAGAGUUCCACCAGUGCUGCCCAAUGACGACUUCUUUGCACCAAGUUCUUCCAAAGACCAUAACAACAAAGAAGAAGGGAAAGCCAGCUCCUCCACAAACCUAACGAGUCCGCCCAGAAUCAGCGCUCACGGCGUUCUUGGCCAGGCACUCUUCGAUGUUUGCGUCCCCAAGUAUGUGGACGGAUGGGAUAUCAGGUUUUCUGGAUGCCUCAAUGGGAAACCUGUUGCUUCUGCUGGCAAGCGCCCGCAUCUCCAGGCCUUGAAACGCUUUCGCCGCUCGAGAUUAUAGUGCUUGCAUGCUACGAGACGAGUUAGCAAGCCAGUGAUGUGUCUCGGGGACCAUUUUGAGGCUGGUCCAUGUUUUUUGGGAUGUAGAAGUGUACAGAUAAUGCAAGAAGUAUGGCGAUAGGUAGAGCAAGGGAAAUCCGCAAAUGCUGAGCGUGAAAAGGGUCCAAAGAUCUGCGUCGAGGCUUAGAGGAUAAGCUGUAAAUACUUGUCUAUACUUGAAGAACAUAUGUACAUAUGUAGUCUUGGUAUUGUCAUGACAUAGAAACCAACAUAGCGCAAUGCGUCGUAAUAUGUCGCGGUUGAUGACUUGAUGUACAAGUAUGUAUGAAAAAUGACCAUGUCUGAUGCUAAGUUAGAAAUUGUGUUUGGAACUGGGUUGCUAUUUUACAACCUAGUUAAUCUGCUAACUUGAAAAUUCGUUAGUAUAUACUAACUAAUAUCCAAAAUGUAUGAACUAAUAUCCAAGUAUUCUAAGUAUCUAGAUAGCACAAACUAGUACUCAAAACAUCACAAACUAUUAUCCAGAUAGCAGAUACCAACUAAUAUCCACAAUCAACCAACUAGUAUUCAAUAUGGAUACUCUUAUGGGUUAUCUGAAUACUAAUUAUGUGCUGUUUGGAUACUAUUCUGUGUUGUCUAGAUAUUAGUUUGUGAAUUUGUGAUAAUGGUUGAUUCAUGGUGGAUAUCAGUUAGCAAACUUUGAAUACUAGUCUGUGCUCUCUAGAUACUUUAGUACUUGGAUAUUAGUUCAUGUAAUUUGGAUAUCAGUUAGUAUCUGCUAACGAAUCUUCAAGUUAGCAGAUUAACUUUCCCCGCUAUUUUAGGGUUUGAUUGAAGGGGGAGAAAUGACUAAAGAAGCCGGAAGUAAGAGAAGCAGGUUUUAGGACCAGGUAGCAGUUAUCAUCUCGAUGAACAGUGAUCAACAACCACAUCUAGGGUUGUUAAACGGUUGUCUUGUUAGCGGUGUAACCGAUAACCGAACCGGUAAGUGACGGUUAAUUGUUGCACCGAUAGCCGAUUAAACAGUGAACGGUCAG
Linum trigynum is the source of this 2546-nucleotide messenger RNA. The record is from the annotation of a GenBank genome assembly. NCBI's taxonomy places the organism in Eukaryota, Viridiplantae, Streptophyta, Magnoliopsida, Malpighiales, Linaceae.